UCUUUCAAAACACGUUACCCAACAACUUCGGCAUUGAGCAUCAGAAAUUGUAACCAUCAAUACCUUCGAGUUAACCAAAUCACAACAAAUUUACAUCGAAAUAUGGAUCACAGAUUCUCAAAACAUGACGCUGGAGUUGAGAUCAAAUCAACUAAGGGAUCAUUACUAUUAUCUAAACCUUAUGAUCCCUGUCACUCAAUUUCUUCCACUUCUUCCAAGAUCAAUGGCAUUGAAAGAGAAGCAAGUUCAAGUCCCAAGUUAAUUGAAAUCAUGAAACAGAAGCUGAGUCAUGGAGCCCAAAUGAUUCAACUUGGAAGUACUCCAGGUAAAAUCUUUAGGAAAACCUUCGGUAUCAGAGAGGAAGAGAAACUGUUACAGGCUUCCCAAUGCUUCUUGUACACUACAGCAGGUGCAAUUGCAGGCAUCCUCUUUGUGUCUACAGAAAGGAUUGCAUUUUGCAGUGAUAGGUCCCUUAAAACUUAUUCUCCCACAGGCGAACUGCUAAAGUUCCAAUAUAAGGUGUCAAUCCCAUUAGGAAAGAUAAAAGGAGUAAGAGAAAGCAUGAACACGAAGAGGCGAUCAUAUAACUAUGUGGAGGUAGUGACUGUUGAUGAUUUCAGCUUUUGGUUUCUGGGCUUUGAAAAUUAUAAGAAAACAUUAAGAUACCUCCAUCAUGCAAUCGGCCUCGAAUGCUUAAGCAAUUGAUUCAUGUUGAGAAUUUAUCUUUAAUUUGAUGUAAGCUUCAUAUGUACAUUCUUAUAAACAGUUAUCCAUAUUUUGGUAGUACAACUACUUUCUGUAAUGAGAAAAAGCUAUAUAUGUUGAUAUACGAUCUUCAUGUC
Molecule: messenger RNA, 842 nt
Organism: Lactuca sativa (garden lettuce)
Lineage: Eukaryota; Viridiplantae; Streptophyta; Magnoliopsida; Asterales; Asteraceae
Product: putative GEM-like protein 8
Source: RefSeq, a predicted model, not a curated record